AUGAAGAAACAUGCUCUUAAACAUGUUCUUAUUGCUUGUUGCAGUAGAAUUUCACCGCUAUCUAUUUUUAUGCUCUGUGAUUUUGGAUUUGCACGUGCGAUGUCCACGAACACAGUUGUUUUGCGAUCUAUAAAAGGCACUCCGUUAUACAUGGCUCCAGAGCUUGUACGGGAACAACCUUACAACCACACUGUAGAUUUAUGGUCUCUUGGUGUUAUAUUGUAUGAGUUAUUUGUUGGCCAACCUCCAUUUUACACAAAUUCUGUAUAUGCUCUCAUCAGACACAUUGUUAAGGAUCCGGUUAAAUAUCCAGAUCGCAUGAGUCCAAAUUUCAAAAGCUUUUUAAAGGGGUUGCUUAACAAGGCACCAGAAAGUCGACUAACUUGGCCUGCUCUUCUUGAACACCCAUUUGUCAAAGAAACCUCCGAUGAGCUUGAGGCCAGGGAAUUGCGUGAUAUAUCUUGUUCACCUGGGGACAGUGAUGCAGCACGGAGGAUUGAGGGAAAAACCAUUCAAACACCAACAGGUUCAGCCACUUCUAGUACUUCAAGAUGA
This is a messenger RNA of Gastrolobium bilobum, 555 nucleotides long. RefSeq names its product serine/threonine-protein kinase TIO-like. Gene Ontology annotation, cellular component: cytoplasm. NCBI's taxonomy places the organism in Eukaryota, Viridiplantae, Streptophyta, Magnoliopsida, Fabales, Fabaceae. Bases 1 to 555 code for a protein of 184 amino acids. The record is from RefSeq and is a predicted model, not a curated record. Gene Ontology annotation, molecular function: ATP binding; protein kinase activity. Gene Ontology annotation, biological process: protein phosphorylation. The transcript has 7 exons.